AUGGAGACAAUUGAGCAAGAGAAAAGAGAGCUUCGUGAGGACAUGAAUUCAUUAAAAAUAGGAAUGGAGAGAAUGACUACUCUGUUGGAAUCUUUUGUGGCAACUCAGAAUCAGCCUCCACCUCUGCUUCAGCCUCAAGUGAUUGUUAUCUCUGAUAUUACAACAGAUCCUGUUAUACCUGUUGUUGCUCCAGUUCAACCUGUAAUGGUCACCACUCCUCCAAUUGUGCAUGUUGUGCCACAAGUAGAGGAUCUUAUCUAUCACACUACUCCCAGUGAGAAUCCAGAUGUUCAUAAGAGAAUGGAUGGAUUCCAUGAUCAAUUUCAAGAAUUGCAGAAAGAGUUGAAAGCUAUGAAGGGGGGAGGGGGGGAGAGUCACUUGACUAUGUAUUGUCGGAAGAUGGCUACUCACACUGAUGAUAAUAAGUUGUUGAUCCAUUAUUUCGAAAAUAGUUUGACUGAUGCAACUUUAAUGUGGUAUAUGGGGCUGGAUAAUGCUCAUAUCAGUUGUUUUAAUGACCUUGUAGAAGCGUUUAUACGCCAGUACAGGUAUAAUUUGGACAUGGCUCUUGAUCGUGACCAACUUCAUGCCAUGUCACAAAAGGAUAAGGAAUUGUUCAAAGAGUAUGCUCAUAGAUGGCGUGAAGUUGCUGCUCAGAUUAACCCUUCGAUGGAGGAGAAGGAAAUGACAAAUAUGUUUCUCAAUACUUUGAGUUCUUUCUAUUAUGAGAGGAUGGUUUAUAUCGCUCUAAAUUAUUUCACUGAAAUGGUUGGUAUGGGAGUCAUAUUGGAAGAAGGUGUCAUAUAG
This is a messenger RNA of Lathyrus oleraceus (garden pea), 807 nucleotides long. RefSeq lists its product as uncharacterized. The record is from RefSeq and is a predicted model, not a curated record. The transcript has 3 exons. Lineage: Eukaryota; Viridiplantae; Streptophyta; Magnoliopsida; Fabales; Fabaceae. Bases 1 to 807 code for a protein of 268 amino acids.